Phacochoerus africanus (Common warthog) is the source of this 3755-nucleotide messenger RNA. RefSeq names its product torsin 1A interacting protein 1 (gene TOR1AIP1). The record is from RefSeq and is a predicted model, not a curated record. Gene Ontology annotation, cellular component: nuclear membrane. Bases 302 to 2116 code for a protein of 604 amino acids. The transcript has 11 exons. Gene Ontology annotation, molecular function: ATPase activator activity. Lineage: Eukaryota; Metazoa; Chordata; Mammalia; Artiodactyla; Suidae. Gene Ontology annotation, biological process: nuclear membrane organization.
GUCCUCCUCCCUCUUCUCCUCCUCUUUGGUGCCUUCAGCCAGGAGGCGGGAGUGACCCGCGGCAGCUGACCCAGCACCGGCACUGCCUGUCCCACAGCCCUCAGAACACACCAUGGGCCCAGAGGCAGGUUUGCAGCACAGCAGCGACGACGCCAGCGGCAGCCCGGGCGACUCUCAACUGCCUCCCUGACCGCCGACACCACCGCCCACUACCCCGAAAAGCCAUCGCCCGCAAAGGGAGAAGAAUCUACAGGCUCCCCCGAAAUCAUCUUAGCGAUCGACUCAAGCUACGUCAACAACUAUGGCGAGCGAGGAGCGGCGGGCGGAGCCGGUGAGGGAAGGAUGGGGGAUGUACGUCACGCCCAGGGCUCCGCUGCGGGAAGGAAGGUCCCGGCUCGCCCCUCAAAAUGGCGGCGGCAGUGAUGCGCCUGCGUACGGAACUCCUACGCCGCCGCGCCACAGCCGGCGGGAAGUGAGGUUCUCAGAAGAGCCGCCCGAAGUGUACGGCGACUUCGAGCCCCGGGCGGCCAAAGAAAAGGUCCCGGUGGGAAGGCAGAUUCCGCUAGAAGAGUUCCGGCCCGAUUCAGCGAAAGAGGAAGUGAGAGAAAGCGCUUAUUACCUUCGGUCUCGGCGGCAGAGGCAGCCGCGGCCCCCGGAAUCCGAGGAGAUGAAAACGCGAAGGGGUACCCGCCUCCAGCAGCAGCAGCAGCAGCCUCACUCACAGCCACCUCCGCUCCAGUCGUCUCCGGUCACGACCAGGAGAGGAUUACGGGACUCCCAUUCAUCUGAAGAGGAUGAACCACCUUCACAAACUGUUUUAAGCCAAACGGUCUCAAAGAAAACUAUCAUGAGAACCCAAGAGACUCCAGUGGUCAGUGAAGAUCCUGUAAUCAGCCUGCGUAGACCCCCUCUAAGAAGCUCAAGAUCUGAAGCCACCAGUGUCCAACAGAAGGUCAAUUUCUCUGAAGAAGGGGAAACUGAAGAAAAUGAUCAAGACAGCUCUGACAGUGAUGUUACUACUGUUAAGUUCAGAUCCAGAGAUUCUGUUGCAUCUGGAGACCAAACCACCAGAUCAUCAAGUCAAUACCCAGAAUCACUUUGGCAGUCAUCGCAAAGUGGAGACUUUACAACUCUUGAUAAGCAGCCAUUAGUGCUAAGCUCAGGAUAUCAAAAAAAUCCGCAGCAGUGGGUUGAACAAACAACAAGAAUAAGGACUAGGAUGCAGACAUCAUCACCAGGCAAGCGUUCAAUAUAUGGCAGUUUUUCAGAUGAUGACAGUGUUCAGAAAUCAGAGUUUGGAAACCAGUCGCCGUCAACCUCCAGCCAACAAGUGACUGGACAAGCCAAAACUACAUCUUUUUUCAAGAUAAAGUGGUGGUGGCUCCCUGUUGUGAUAGUUGCUCUUGCCAUUGGGAAUUUUUGGUUCAGUCGUACUUCUGAGGCAGAAACCACUGCUGUUCAAGAGUUCCAGAACCAGAUGAAACAACUGAUGAAUAAGUACCAAGGUCAAGAUGAGAAGCUGUGGAGAAGGAGCCAAACAUUCCUGGAAAAACAUCUUAAUAGCUCUCAACCUCGGCCUCAGCCUGCUAUCUUGCUGCUCACUGCUGCCCGAGAUGCUGAAGAAGCACUGAAGUGUUUGAGUGAACAAAUUGCUGAUGCCUAUUCUUCUUUCCGCAGUGUCCCUGCCAUCCGGAUCGAUGGGGCGGGCAAAGCUACUCAAGACAGUGAUAUUGUCAAACAAGAGGUGGAUGAGGAAUUGAGCAAUGGAUUCACAAAUGGCCAGAAUGCAGCUGUGGUACACCGCUUUGAGUCACUGCCUGCGGGCUCGACUUUGAUCUUCUAUAAGUAUUGUGACCAUGAAAAUGCAGCCUUCAAAGAUGUAGCCUUAGUCCUGACUGUCUUGUUGGAGGAAGAGACACUCGGAACCAGUCUAGGCCUCAAGGAAAUUGAAGAAAAAGUGAGGGAUUUCCUCCAAGUUAAGUUCACCAACUCAGACACACCUGACUCCUACAAACAUAUGGACCCAGACAAAUUGAAUGGACUCUGGAGCCGUAUUUCUCACUUGGUCCUGCCUGUCCAACCUGAAAAUGACCUGAAAAGGGGCAUCUGCUUAUGAGGGGUGACAGAAGAGAAAAUCAUGUCUCAAGUCUUCCGAAUCUUUCAGACUUUCUAACCAGAGACAGGAUUCGGAGCUCUUUAUGGAAGAACUACUUUGUUUUGUUUUUUUUAAAGGAGUUUAAGUUCUUAUGUAAACGUGGAACUUCUAAAUCAUUUAUUCAGCCUAAUUAUCUGUCACUUGAGAAUAGUUUCCCUGUUUCCACUAAGAUCUGUGUUAAUGAUAUCUGAGGACUAUAAAUUAUAUGCAGUCCCAUAGAGGAUCUACUUAGAUUCUGGAUGGAACCCUUUUUGUGGUGGUAUGACCAGUGCGGGGGUUGGGGGGGGAUUAGGUGCCUUCCUAUGAAUCCUCCUGAUUUUUUAACUUAGAUGUUUUUCAGAGCUGAUUGAGUUUUUAGUAAGACAGCUCCCUAAACACAACUGUGGGUUUUUCCAUUUUGUUCUCUUUUACAUCUUUCAGAUUUGAAUUCCUUAGUCAGCUUCUGCUUAUAGGAACAAAAGAAGUGAAAGGUCAUCUGUGUGUGUUUGGAGUUUUUGUUUUGUUUUUUUUCUUUAUUUUGGGACGGCAGGGAGAGGCGAUAAGGGAAAAGGAAGAAGUUGUGGAAUGGGGAAGGGAAGAGGGGAAAAGUCUUCAAGAUGAAAUGUUAAAAUAAGCCACUGAGACUCAGGAUUGGCCAAACAUACAUAUGUGAAAUCCAUUCUCAGUGAAUUCUAUUGGGAUUUGUUUUCCACAUUUUCUUUUUGUUCCCCUUUAAGAAAUUUUUAGUCCUCCCAAAGAUUUGAAGCAUGUAUGUGACAAGGUUUAGUGUAUUUGUUCACUCAGCUCUUAAAGAAUGGGUAAAUUCAGAGAAGCUUAUUUUGGUCAUAUCCUGAGAGUAUUUUUUAAGAAAUAUAAUUAUUGGUAAACCAUUUGUUACCUAGCUUUCCUGGGCUGUUGAAGGAUUUGAAUUUCUGUGUGUCUACUUGCUGCAGUCUAAGUCCUUUAGUGAUACUCUUAUAACAGAUAUAAAGAUUUACUAUGCAUGUGAUAAAUUCUAUUAAGAGUGCCUCAACCGGAAAAGGAAGUGGAGUUUACCUUAUGUGAAGAAUGUUAAAACGUACUACUGUUCAUUACUGUACUACUACAGUAUUUCGGUUUUAACUUUGCAUCUCUAACAUCUUUCUUAUUUGUCAACUGCUUUGAUUUUCUUAGAAUCCUAAAAUUCUGGAUCCGCCUUAUUUUUUUAUUGUCUACAAACCAUUAAAUGAAAAUACUGUUUUUAGAAUACAGCCUGUCGGUGGCUUCAUCAUUUACCGUUUGAGUAAAUGAGUGGUGGUACAGUAUGGUCUCAUUUCUUCCCUCCAGGACUGCCAGUAUCCAUAAAUUUAUACCCCUCACUGUAAUUUGUUCCUGACUAUCAGAAGUCAGAUGUUCUAAUUUAUAGAGGAUUCUAAAAUAAGAGUUUUUGAAAAGGCUUAUUUUAUACAUAUAUGUAUUAUAUGGAGAAACAGAUGUUUUUAUUAAAUGUCUCUUUGACCAAAAUAAUUUUAAAGUCACUAAUAUUACUUGUAUCAGGAAAAAAUAAUUGUAGCAGCUGAUCUGUAAAUGACUUUGAAAGCUAUUUUAGUAAUUUAAAUAAAUUUACUUUAUUGGUUUGUAA